AUGAAUAUCGUUCUACUGAAAGGUGUUCUUCUCGGAGUAAUGUUCUCUACAACCCUCCUGUUCGGACUGAUCCCACUAAAGGUGAUGCAAACCCUCGCACGAAGCUCAGGAAAAGUCGAAAAGAGAGCUUCUUUCAUCAUUUCAUUACUGUCGUGUUUUGCUGGUGGAGUUUUUCUAGCCGUCUGCUUCUUGGAUAUGAUGCCGGACGCUUAG
Messenger RNA from Cooperia oncophora, 213 nucleotides. The record is from the annotation of a GenBank genome assembly. Lineage: Eukaryota; Metazoa; Nematoda; Chromadorea; Rhabditida; Trichostrongylidae.